AUGAACACAAGGAGUCGGAUGAGAAGCAAUCUGAUAGAAAUAUCCGGCUUUGCUUGCUACACCUCAAAAAUAGAACCAAAAAAUGUGAAGGAAGCCUUACAGGAUGACUUAUGGGUUAAGGCAAUGCAAGAAGAGCUACAUAAGUUUGAACGAAAUCAUGUAUGGGAUCUGGUACCAAGACCUGACCGGGUUAACAUAAUUGGAACAAAGUGGAUCUUCAAAAAUAAAACCGAUGAAGCCGGUAACAUUGCAAGAAACAAGGCUCGUUUAGUUGCUCAAGGAUAUACCCAAAUAGAGGGAAUUGACUAUGAUGAAACGUUUGCUCCUGUUGCAAGACUGGAGUCAAUCAGAAUCUUAUUGGCAGUAGCGUGUAUUCUAGGAUUCACACUGUUUUAG
This is a messenger RNA of Ipomoea nil (Japanese morning glory), 396 nucleotides long. RefSeq lists its product as uncharacterized. Bases 1 to 396 code for a protein of 131 amino acids. The transcript has a single exon. NCBI's taxonomy places the organism in Eukaryota, Viridiplantae, Streptophyta, Magnoliopsida, Solanales, Convolvulaceae. The record is from RefSeq and is a predicted model, not a curated record.